Jaminaea rosea is the source of this 1744-nucleotide messenger RNA. RefSeq names its product ArfGap-domain-containing protein. NCBI's taxonomy places the organism in Eukaryota, Fungi, Basidiomycota, Exobasidiomycetes, Microstromatales. Gene Ontology annotation, molecular function: GTPase activator activity. The record is from RefSeq and is a predicted model, not a curated record. Gene Ontology annotation, biological process: COPI coating of Golgi vesicle. Bases 74 to 1744 code for a protein of 556 amino acids. The transcript is spliced from 3 exons.
GGCUCGAGACGACACCCAAGGCACAACAGCCAAUCAACUCCUUCCUUCGCUCCCUUCGCAACCAACACCCACCAUGGCUUCAGGUCCGCCUAAAGAGGAGAUCGCAGAGAUCUUCAAGCACCUCCGCACUGCGCAGAAGGGCAACAAGGUCUGCUUCGACUGCGGCUCCAAAAACCCAUCAUGGGCCAGUGCAACGUACGGAAUCUACAUCUGCCUGGACUGCUCCUCCGUCCAUCGUAACAUGGGCGUCCACAUCACCUUUGUCCGCUCCACCAACCUCGACUCGUGGUCAUGGGCUCAGCUGCGUAUGAUGAAGGUCUCGGGCAAUGCAGCAGCAGCCGACUUCUUCUCCAAGCAUGGCGGCAGCCACCUCCUUGCGCCGUCGACGGAGGGAAAGGUCAAGUACACCAGCCAGGCUGCCCUCGCUUACAAGGAUGAGCUCAAGCGUCGACUGGUGGCUGAUGCCAGCCCUGGACAAAUCAGCGACCCAGUCAUUUUUCCAGGACUUACUUCGAGCACAGCGGCGGCCGCGCAAGCUGCUGCGAAUGGCGGCGGCGCAGCAUCAAGCGCAGGCGGCGACGAUGAUGACGACUUCUUUGACGAGUGGGACGAGCCGGCACAGAAGCAAAAGAAGGCAGCAGCAGCAGCAGCAGCAAAGGCUAAGCCUGUCGUGGCCAAGACGGCUGCCCCAUCGCCUGCGGUCUCCCUGCCACCAACGAUUGGCCGUGGACCUCGCCCUUCCGAUAAGGUCGUUGACGCCCCGGCGUCAGCGACUGUAGGCGCUCCUCCUGCUCUUGCUGCCCCUGUUCCCGUCACAUCAUCAUCUCUUCGCCCAUCUUCUCGCACCUCAACACUAGGCGCUGUCCGCUCUGGCGCUUCAACGCCCACGGGCUCAGGGUCCGCAGCUGGUGGAGCCGGCGGCUCGAAGCUCGGAGGUGUCAAGAAGGUGGGAGGUCUAGGAGCCAAAAAGGGGGGUCCCGCAAUUGACUUUGAGGCUGCAGAGCGCAAGGCAAAGGAGGAGGAAGCAGCCAAGGCUGCGGCUCUUCGUGAGGCAGAGCAACGCAAGGAGGCAGAUCGUCAGGCUGAGGACAUUGCCAAGCAGGCCAUCCAGGCGGCGACGCAGGCACAACAAGCAGCCGCGGCAGCCAAGUCAGCGGCGUCGCCACAAUCAAGCGGUAAGAGCGGCGCCGCUCCCACGUCACCUACUUCGAGCGGCAGAGGCAAGAUCAGCGGUGAAGUGGACCGACUUGGCAUGGGCUUUGGGCGUAUUGCUGUGCGACAGGGCAAGGUGCAAGACGCCCUCGAGCGGGAGCGUCAAGCUAAGGUAGCGGCGCGUAGCGCAGCUGAUGCGGACAUGCCGGACUAUGCGAGGUCCAAGUUCGCAGCCCAGAAGUCCAUCUCAUCGGACCAGUACUUUGAGCGCGGAGGCUAUGAUCCAAACACCUCAAACGAAGCGAAGGAGCGUCUCGCUGGUCUGCAAGGGGCGACGAGUAUCUCGAGCAAUCAGUACUUUGGGCGUGAGGAGCCGGAGGACGACGAAGGGGGAGGAGGCGGUGGGGGCGGAUACGGUGCUGGGUCUCCUGGCGCGGAUGGCGACUGGGCGGUGGAGCUCGAAGGCCAGGCCAGAGAGUACUACGCACGCUUCAUGGCCAACCCAGAUGUACAGAGUGGGAUCGAGAGCUUCCGUGCUGGUGCGAUGAAGCUCAGCCAGUACCUCGAGGACAUGUCGCGCAACGGGGCGUGA